AUGACAACUGUGCGACCGCUUGGACCACCAAUCGAUCUGACCCCCGCCCAGUGGCCAUCGGCAACCACCUUGCACGGGAGAUUCAUCCAGCUCGAGAAGCUUGAACCGAAACAUGCCAACGACCUCUUCGACCUAAUCGGCGGCGAUGACUCUACGCGAGCGUGGUUAUGGGACUACAUGCCCGAUGGGCCCUAUUCCCAGCGCGAGGCGUUCGAGGAAGUCAUCGCCUCCCGAUCGGUUUCGCCCGACCCGUUCUUCUUCGCGGUAAUUGACAAGCGUGCCUCCAGCCCCAGCUGCGGCAAAGCCAUUGGAUACAUCUCGCUGUUGCGGAUAACCCCUGCACAAUGGGCGGUGGAGAUUGGACAUGUCAUGUUCUCCUCAGUGCUGCAACGCACCCCGGCUGCGACCGAGGCGAUCUAUCUGCUGGCGCGCUACGCCUUCGAGCAGCUACACUAUCGCCGCGUGGAAUGGAAAUGCAACUCCCUCAAUGCGCCUUCAAUGAAGGCGGCCCAGCGACUGGGAUUCGUCUAUGAGGGCACCUUCCGGCAGCACAUGGUGGUCAAGGGUCGAAAUCGGGAUACCGCCUGGUUCGCAAUGGUUCGCGAUGACUGGGAGGAAGGGGCCAAGGAAGCGCUGGAACAGUGGCUGGAGGAGGGGAACUUUGACCAAGAUGGUCAUCAGAAGAAGGGGCUCCAGGAUGUGCGAGAGGCAUUGAAGCGAUCGAGAUCUGUACAGCAAUAG
Aspergillus niger is the source of this 741-nucleotide messenger RNA. RefSeq lists its product as uncharacterized. The record is from RefSeq and is a predicted model, not a curated record. The transcript has a single exon. Gene Ontology annotation, molecular function: protein N-terminal-serine acetyltransferase activity; protein-N-terminal-alanine acetyltransferase activity. NCBI's taxonomy places the organism in Eukaryota, Fungi, Ascomycota, Eurotiomycetes, Eurotiales, Aspergillaceae. The coding region runs from base 1 to 741 and encodes 246 amino acids.